Scomber scombrus (Atlantic mackerel) is the source of this 1480-nucleotide messenger RNA. It is a transcript of the gene kin, whose product is annotated as Kin17 DNA and RNA binding protein. Gene Ontology annotation, biological process: DNA damage response; DNA replication. Lineage: Eukaryota; Metazoa; Chordata; Actinopteri; Scombriformes; Scombridae. Gene Ontology annotation, molecular function: double-stranded DNA binding. The transcript has 12 exons. Gene Ontology annotation, cellular component: nucleus. The record is from RefSeq and is a predicted model, not a curated record. Bases 81 to 1256 code for a protein of 391 amino acids.
AAGCUACAUAUCCCCUCUCUCUUUAAUCUAAUUUCUGACAUUAUAUCGAGUCUGUUUGUUGAUUGUACGUAUUGGUCGCGAUGGGGAAAGCUGACUUUCUCUCCCCUAAGGCGAUAGCAAAUCGGAUUAAAUCCAAAGGUCUCCAGAAACUGAGAUGGUAUUGUCAGAUGUGUCAGAAACAAUGCAGAGACGAGAAUGGCUUCAAAUGUCAUUGCAUGUCUGAGUCCCACCAGAGGCAGCUGCUGCUGGCCUCAGAGGACCCCAACAAGUUCAUGGACUUCUUCUCUAAUGAGUUCAAAAACGAGUUCCUGGAGCUGCUCAGUAGACGUUUUGGGACCAAGCGAGUUCACAACAACAUCGUCUACAAUGAGUACAUCAGUGACCGGGAGCACGUCCACAUGAACUCCACACAGUGGGAGACCCUCACUGACUUCACCAAGUGGCUCGGCAGAGAAGGUUUUUGUAAGGUGGAUGAGACUCCGAAAGGCUGGUACGUCCAGUACAUCGACCGCGACCCGGAGACCAUCCGCCGCCAAGAAGAGCAGGCCAAGAAGAAGAAGCAGGACCUGGACGACGAGGAGAGGAGCGCCAAGUUCAUUGAGGAUCAGGUCCGCAGAGGCCGCGACGGCAGAGAGGAGGAGGAAACUCCAGUUUUCACAGAGCUGAAACGAGAGAGUGAAGAAGAAAAAGUUGCUUUCAACUUGGGUGCUUCUUCAUCGGUAGCCCGUCCUUCCACAUCAAGUUCUGGUCUGGGUGCUAGCGCUCUCAAAACAGCAGCAUCAACAUCCUCAACCAAGAGGAAAGACACAUCGUCCAGUUCAGACUCCAGGGAGAAGAAGAGGAAGUCUGCUCUGGAGGAGAUCAUGGAGAUGGAAGAAAAGAAGAAGCAACAACAGUCAGCCAGAGUGGAUAACUGGCUGCAGCCGAACAUUGUGGUGAAAGUCAUCACUAAGAGGCUCGGAGAGAAGUAUCACAAGAAGAAGGCGGUCAUCAUGGAGGUGCGAGACAAAUACGCAGCAGUGGUGAAGUUGAUCGACUCCGGAGACAAACUGAAACUGGACCAGAAUCACGUGGAAACGGUCAUACCUGCACCAGGUAAACCGGUUUUGAUCUUGAACGGCCCCUACAGAGAGACAGAGGCCGUGUUGGAGGGGAUUGAUGAAAAGAAUUUCUGCGGCAUGCUCACACUCAGUUCUGGUCAUCAGAAAGGGAAGACAGUGAAAAUCGCCUACGAAGACUUCUCCAAACUGGCCUGAACCAUGACUCUCCUUCUGUUGUUAUAACCUCAGGACUCUACUGUGUCAGAGUUAAUUCCUCGAGAUCCGCCUUUCACCUGUACAUACACACAUCCCACAAUGCAUUUCCAGCGAGGUGUCACGAAAAGACAAACAUAGAGCAAUGUGUUCAAUUUGGUUUUUAUUUUGUAUUGAUUCUCAGGUUGAUCCGAACAUUGCAGAUGUUAAUAAAUGUUAAUAAAAGA